Ogataea philodendri is the source of this 507-nucleotide messenger RNA. RefSeq lists its product as uncharacterized. The transcript has a single exon. The record is from RefSeq and is a predicted model, not a curated record. NCBI's taxonomy places the organism in Eukaryota, Fungi, Ascomycota, Pichiomycetes, Pichiales, Pichiaceae. Bases 1 to 507 code for a protein of 168 amino acids.
AUGCUCUUCUGGAUGUACGUCUCGUCGUCAAACAGGUAUUUCGACAGCACCAGGUCGAAAUCGUCGAUGUUGGGGACGAUCUGGGCCACUUUGCUAAAUCUCUGGAUCAGCACGUCGUUCAGGUACGGUGCGAUCUUGGACUGCAGCUCAAAGUGCGACAGCUGGGCCCACGAGUCGAUCUCUUUCUUCAACGAGUCCACUUCUCUGACGAUGUCUGGUUUCUGUUCAAACUUGAGCUGUUGGUCGAUGUCUGAGAGAAGAGACUGCAGCAGCAGCACGAACGGCUUGUCACCGCUUGUUUCGCGACUCAACGUGAACAGCAGCGAGGUGAUGCGCGAGUUUUUGACAAGCUCGAGGUAUUUCGACACGUUAUUCGGAGACUCCAGUAGCAGUUUGUUGGCUAGAUUGGCCUUUUCGAGGUCCACCACUAAAUCAUCGUGCGUCUGUGAUUGGAACGAAGCUCCGUGUUCCUGGAUGCUCGUGUUGAGAACCGUCAAAGACGGGUAG